This is a messenger RNA of Salvia miltiorrhiza (redroot sage), 1253 nucleotides long. RefSeq names its product ubiquinone biosynthesis protein COQ4 homolog, mitochondrial. The record is from RefSeq and is a predicted model, not a curated record. The transcript is spliced from 4 exons. The coding region runs from base 465 to 1151 and encodes 228 amino acids. Gene Ontology annotation, biological process: ubiquinone biosynthetic process. NCBI's taxonomy places the organism in Eukaryota, Viridiplantae, Streptophyta, Magnoliopsida, Lamiales, Lamiaceae. Gene Ontology annotation, cellular component: mitochondrial inner membrane.
AUCUUCUAUCUCUCACUGCCUGAGUCUAUCGCCACCGCCUCCACCACCUCAUAAACCCUAGCGCCGCUUGGUACACGACGCAUCUGUCCCCGUCGGCUCUGCGCCUGGUUCACGAUGCCCCUCCACCAGCCGUCCUUGUAGAAGGUGUCCACCUCGUCAUUCGAAUCGAAGCCCUUGACGACCUCCUGUACCGGUGGCGCGGGCCUCACAAACAACGGCUCGAGGACGGUGGUGGAGCCUCCACCACCAUCUCCUAAACCCUAGCGCCGCCUCCUCCCAUUUCACCCUCUGAGUUUACCGGCGCGAUUCCCUGCCUCUCAUGAACCGACGCGAUUCUGGAAUCGUGUUUGCUGAUUUUUAUUGGAUAAUUCCAGAGUUUGGGGACACAACAGCAGAUUGAAGAAGAGCCUCAGCACCGCACAUAUUGGUGCGCUUCAGCGUGGCUUUGCCUUUAGGCGCGGGAGAUGAUAGGGGGUGGUCGAGUGAAACUCAAGGGAUGGCAGCAAGCUGCUGUUGCAGUUGGAUCAGCUGUUGGAGCGUUGUUGGAUCUGCGAAGAGCUGAUUUGAUAGCUGCUCUUGGGGAGACCACUGGAAAGCCCGCAUUUCAAAGGGUUCUUGAGAGAAUGAAGACAAGUCCAGAAGGGAGGGCUGUACUACUGGAGCGCCCUCGUGUCAUCUCUGCUAACGUAGGGCAUGCAUGGGACCUUCCGCCAAACACAUUUGGUGCGGCAUAUGCUAAGUUUAUGGGAUCCAGGAACUUCUCUCCUGAUGACAGGCCACCUGUCAGGUUCAUGGAAACAGAAGAAAUAGCCUAUGUUGCAACACGCGCCCGUGAAGUGCACGACUUCUGGCACACCCUGUUUGACCUACCUACCAAUUUGAUUGGCGAAUCAGCAUUGAAGGUCAUAGAAUUUGAGCAGAUGCUUCUCCCCAUGUGCGCCCUAUCUGUUGCAGGGGGGACUGCCCGAUUCAGCCGAAGUCAGAGGAAUUUGUUCUACCAGCAUUACUUCCCUUGGGCUCUACGUGCAGGCGUGAGAUGCACUGAUCUGAUGUGUGUGUAUUAUGAGCGCCAUUUUGAUGAGGACUUGGAAGAUGUUCGUCGGAUAUGGGGAAUUGUUCCUGCUCCUCCUCCCCCGCUACGUGCAGCCUGAAAUCAACACGUAGUUCUUUUCUUUCCUUACAAUGUGAUGGUAGCCUUUCUGAUCUUGUAUCAUAAUUUUACUGGUGUUCAUAUGUGGCUUAUUUUUGUAACA